Molecule: messenger RNA, 5212 nt
Organism: Stegostoma tigrinum
Lineage: Eukaryota; Metazoa; Chordata; Chondrichthyes; Orectolobiformes; Stegostomatidae
Gene: ccdc47
Product: coiled-coil domain containing 47
Exons: 13
Coding region: 77-1519 (480 amino acids)
Biological process (GO): endoplasmic reticulum calcium ion homeostasis
Cellular component (GO): endoplasmic reticulum
Molecular function (GO): calcium ion binding
Source: RefSeq, a predicted model, not a curated record
CCGGCAGUGACAUAAGGACCUGACGCCAUUUCCGUGUCUAGGAGCUGGAGUGUCUGGAUGUGAAGACUGAAACAUCAUGCAGUUCUAUCUCCUGUUUCCUCUCUUGCUGAGCUGUGGACUUGCUGUUGGCAAGUUUGAAGACUUUGAAGACACCGAUGAUAUUGCUGAUUAUGAUGACAAUGACUUUGCAGAGUUUGAAGACACAAGUGAGGAUGUACCCCAGGAGACCAUCCAGAAGGUCACUACUGUUCAAGAUGAUGAGGAAGAGGCAACUGUAGAAAUGGAGGAUCAGGAUGAAAACCAGGAAGAUUUUGAGGACUCGGAUGUGGCAGGAGAGGGCGAUGCAGAAGGAGAGCCAUUUGAUGAUGAAGAAUUUGAAGGCUACGAAGAGGUGGACAGACCUUCCAGCAGAAGCAAAGAUCCGAUUAAAAUUGUAAAUGUCCCACAUCAUCUGCAGAACAGCUGGGAAAGCUACUACAUGGAGAUUCUGAUGGUGACAGGCCUGUUGGCUUACAUCAUGAACUACAUCAUAGGCAAAAACAAAAACAGCAGGCUGGCGACUGCGUGGUUCAACUCUCACAAAGAACUGCUGGAAACUAACUUUUCCCUUGUUGGAGAUGAUGGGAUCAAUAAAGAACCCAUCAGCACAGGAAAACUGACCCAGGAAAAUGAACAUAUCUACAACCUGUGGUGCUCGGGGCGUGUGUGCUGUGAGGGAAUGCUCAUUCAGCUGAAGUUUUUAAAACGGCAGGAUCUAUUAAACGUACUUGCAAGGAUGAUGAGGCCGGCCAGUGAUCAAGUGCAAAUCAAAGUGACAAUGAAUGAAGAAGACAUGGACACCUAUGUGUUUGCCAUCGGAUCACGGAAGGCCAUGGUCCGCAUGCAGAAGGAGAUGCAGGAUUUGAGUGAGUUCUGCAGUGAUAAGCCCAAGUCAGGGAUUAAAUUUGGGCUUCCUGAUUCGCUCUCUAUCCUGUCUGAGAUGGGCGAGGUAACCGAGGGUAUCCUGGACAACAGAAUGGUGCAUUUCCUGUCAAGUCAUGCUGACAAAAUUGAGUCUGUUCAUUUCUCGGACCAGUUCUCUGGGGCUAAAAUUAUUCAAGAAGAGGGCCAGCCCCUUAAGCUGCCUGACACUAAAAAGACACUACUGUUUACAUUUAAUGUGCCUGGAACCGGCAACACUUCUCCAAAGGAUAUGGAGUCCUUGUUACCGUUAAUGAAUAUGGUUAUUCACAGCAUUGACAAAGCAAAGAAGUAUCGUCUGAACAGAGAGGGUAAAAUAAAAGCGGAUAAAAAUCGUGCUCGUGUGGAGGAGAACUUUCUAAAAAUGACACAUGCACAACGUCAAGAAGCUGCACAAACACGCAGGGAAGAGAAGAAGCGAGCAGAGAAAGAAAGGAUCAUGAAUGAGGAGGACCCAGACAAACAACGGCGGCUUGAGGAAGCUGCUCUUCGCCGUGAGCAAAAGAAGCUGGAGAAGCGUCAGAUGAAAAUGAAGCAGAUCAAAGUGAAAGCAAUGUAGAACACCAGAUACCUGGACGAGGGGAGGGGGCUGCAUCCUUGCAGGAGCUUAAACCUACAUCAGAUUGAAAUGCUUGAUUUCAUGGGGGGUGGGGGGAAACGCAGAAAAGUAACCUCAGGGCACCUAGAGUUAAUCAGCAACUUAUACAGCAGGUUCCACGCCUGCCAUUUUAAAACAUCUUCACGAAAUUAAUUUUCCUCCCUCUUACUCUAAAUCUCAACCUGGAUUCUGCAUGAAACUCGACAGAGUUGCAUUGGGACUAGAUGUCAUCUCAUCCAACCCUACUCCAACUUGCUAACUUCAAACAGGACUGGAUAUGAAGCCUUGACAAUCCAAAGUAUGGAGUUUAAGCUGGUGAUUUACAGUCUGCGACAAGCCAAACAGUAAACUUUAUUAGUGAGUUUACUGUGGUGUUCGUGGAUGGGUAAUUCACUGAUCCAUGGUUUUAUCUCUCAAUUUCCUCCAGAUGGUCAUCAAUGCAGACCUCAUUUAGGCUUAUCUCAGACUGUUAUCUACAUCAGUUUGCGGAAUUAGAUUACUGAAGGAUCUAAAUUCCCUUGUUGGCUGGUAGUGAAUUGGUUUGGCAAUACAGGCUGUCAUUUUCACAGCCCAACACUAAGGAGUAGCUUAAGAGCUUUGGUUCAAGUCUGUGUUAGAUACACUGAAAACACUGAUUGGGGAAAUCACAACAGGCAAAAAUUCCUGUCGGGACCAGGUCUUGGUGAUAGAAAGUAGCACUCAACAAGUUGUUUGAUGGACUCAUCACUGAUCAAAGCUGACUUCGCGUAGGGCCACAUUAGGAAAGUCCUACAUAUGGGAGGAAGAAGUUUUCCAGAGAUUCUGCACCUUUGUGUCAAAACCCUUCCUCUAUGUCCUCACUUGGCUGGAAUUUCACAUUUGGACUUCAGGCAAAAGCAAGAUUAGCUAACAUUAAACAGUCAACCAAUAUGUCUUAUUUGUAGGAAGAAAAGUCACAUAAAACCAUAGAGUGAACAUAAUUCCCACAACCAAACCUUAUGCCAGUGUCUGCUUUAAAUGUAGACAAAAAGGGAGAGGUCGAAAAGUGUCCUCCUGGUAUGUGGUGGGGAUGUUUCUGCUGCUACAUUAGGUCUGUCUUCGAUUAAAGGUGAUUAACAUUUCCUUUUGGAUACAUGUCAAAAUAUCCGUUUGAACAAUGUUGGAACUGCCUCUGAAGCACUUAAACAAAGCAGGAGGUGUUUCUGCUCUCCUGAAAGGGUGAACUUCUCCCCACUGCAACCACUAUGGUACACUUCCCAUUCAACCAGAAUCCAGUGAUAUUUAGGAAUAGGAUUUUGCAUGUUACCAUGGAAAUAUCCCUAUGAAGGCAUGGGUGCCACUCAAUAAUGCAGGAGCCUGGCCACCUUUUUUUAAGUACUCAACUCUUCAUCUUGUGAAAUCAAGAAGAAUCCCAGUGAUGAACAAGGUCAAUUUGAGAGUUGGCAGUGUUCCGGAUAUUGUUUACUGACCUUUCUGCCUCACAUUGGCUCCACUGCUAGGGCUGCACUCCAUGUGGACCAACAGUGGUUUUCAACAGCCAGUAAAAAUACUUGCAUUGGGAAACUGCUGGCUGAAAAAUAUGUGUAUUAGCAAGUGUCACCCUUGCUAAUUGAGGCAAUCCUGUCAAGCAAAGGAGAAAUGUAUACAGUGGCACAUUUUAAAAAUUGCAGGAUUUGCUGGAAUUUUUGGGUAUUGUUUGUCCUUGUUACUGGGCACGCUGAAGUGAAACAUGAAGGCUUACCUUUAGGAUGAGGUGUGCCAAGUUUACUGCCUGUCUGACACUAUCAGUCAGACAACUCCUUAAGAUCUGCCUUUUGCACGUUAUCAUUCAAUCCAGUGACUGAACAUCUCACUGAAGCAGGAGUUCUGGAUAUAAUACCACAUAUUUGGCCCCAGUCGACAGGAAUGUGGAAAUUGAGCAUGUUUGCCCUGUGACUGUUUUCAUCCCAGGACAGGAUUCUACAGUUCUGUUCCCACAAUAAAUGCAUUAUUAAUUUUGCAUGUGGAAAAUUGAUAUCUGACAUUUAGUUAAAUGAGAUGUUUUCAUGUUCAGCUAUGAAUGAACACCCAGCCCAGGACAUUUCUGAUGCACAUUCUGUGUGGUGAGCUUAUAUUUAUAUUCAUAUUUUAAUACACCUCUUUCCUGCUCCAUGUAGCAAAUAGGCCACAACUGGGUAGGCUGUGAAUGCAAACGUAGAGCAGGAAGUUGGCAAGAGUCAGGUGAAAGAUAUGUCUGGGCAUCAUUGCCAGGUUCCUACCCUAUUGAAGAACAUUUUGUAUCCAAUAACAAGAGUAGACCAUUCAAUCCCUUGAAUUUUUUCUGUUGUUUCAGCAGAUCAUGGCUGGUCUGUACUUUAACUUGACCAUACCUGCCUUAAUAUCCUUACCUAAUUGAUCUUUGUGUUGCCAGUAUGGGGGAAGAGUUCCAGAUUUCGACUACCAUUUGUAUGAAAGUGUACUUCCUUAUUUCACUGUCAAGAUACCUGGUGGUGCCCAGGGACUGAAUUUUGUAGUCCUAGUAUAUGAACUGAGCCUAAACAUUUAUGGAAACAACAAAGUUAAAUGAUUAACCAAUGAUUCAAUUUUAACUAAAUGCAGUCUGCCUCCAUGAAAUAUGGGGGUGAUUCAGUUAAUUCUACAAUGUCAGAAUACAUUCUACACACUUGUAAUGCACCAGCUUAAUUUUAUGGGAAUGUGUUUGGAAGUUGCGAAAGGUAAGAUAUGUAUGUAAGACACUACAAUUAGUUCAUAAUUGUCCAGUUAGUGAAGCAUGCACAGGCAAGAUGCAUCGACCCGAAGGAACCAGGGUUUCGCUCCUCGUUUUGGCUAGGACGUGGCAGAAGAGAAGCAUUUUGUUAUGAUCAGCUUGUGAUGGGAAUUGGGAAGAAGAGUUAUUAGCGGCUUAUCUGCUGUCCAUUAACCUCUGCUGAUAGAUAUCUAUGAGAAGGCAAUAGUGUGGCCUGCAGUGGUGGUUAUUAAUCUCUGAAUCAUAAUUUAGGUUCAUGUGAAGAUUGACUGUCUGUAUAAUAAUGAAGGACUGGUGGAAUGGUAACAUGGGAGAGUUGACAUUUUUAAGUGGAAGGGUUAAUGUACUCUGCUCUAACAUCCUUGGGAGGGGAUGCACUAUGCAGAAUCUUUGACCUUCUGUUAAUCUGGUUAGUUAAUUUGAGCAGAGUAAUUUUUUAAUAUGGAAAGGGGGAACCCUCUCGGGAUUUGAGCUAUGGAGUGGUGAGUCAAUUCUCAAAGUGUUUGCCAGCAAUUGUACAGCCUUGACUGAUCAAUGUGUUUGUAUUCAUUUGUGGGAUGUGGAUGUCGCUGGUUGACCAGCAUGUAUUGCCCAUCCCUAGUCACCCUUGAGAAGGUGGUGGUGAGCUGCCUUCUUGAACUGCUGCAGUCCAUGUGCUGUGGGUUGACCCACGGUGCCGUAGAGAGGAAGUUUUAAUUUUAGAGGGGAGUUUCUAUUGCUAUCCUGCACAAACGUGUUUCUCCUGGCAUUUCAUGUCCCACUGUAUUCUGUCCUAUACUGCAGAAUAGCAUGAGGUGGAUGGAAGGGAGGGUGUUGGCUGAAUAUUUUUGUUCUCAAGUUUAUUUAAGUAAAUGGAAUGUAACUGAAUCAAUCAUGGAAUGUGUGUGGUGUGCAUGGACUGAAUAAAAACUUUUAUAUUGCACUAGAAA